Messenger RNA from Cyprinus carpio (common carp), 751 nucleotides. RefSeq lists its product as uncharacterized. Gene Ontology annotation, molecular function: transcription cis-regulatory region binding; transcription corepressor binding. Bases 41 to 751 code for a protein of 236 amino acids. Lineage: Eukaryota; Metazoa; Chordata; Actinopteri; Cypriniformes; Cyprinidae. Gene Ontology annotation, cellular component: cytoplasm; nucleus. The transcript is spliced from 5 exons. The record is from RefSeq and is a predicted model, not a curated record. Gene Ontology annotation, biological process: negative regulation of transcription by RNA polymerase II; entrainment of circadian clock by photoperiod; circadian regulation of gene expression.
CUCUCUUCUUCCUAAGCAGUUCUUUUAUAUAGAAGAUCUAAUGAGCUGGUCGCAGGCUCAGAGCUACUGCCAACAGACAUACACAGAUCUGGUUUUUGUGUACAGUGAGGAGGAUCUAGUCAAACUGGAAGCUUCUCGUCCUCUUUUAGCCUAUGGUUAUGCAUGGAUAGGGGGGUAUGAUAUGAAAUCAGACUAUUCUGACUCACAAAACAUUACGGAAAGUGACAAUACCACGACUCACAGCACAAGCUCGGACUGUCUCGCACUAAACAUUUUUUCCUGGAAACGGGUCAAAAAAGAUUGCGAAAUGCCAUUUUCAUUUUACUGCAGCAGAAAUGAAGGCAAAAGGGUGGUGUUGCGAAUGCAGGUGAAGCCUGGUGGACAAGUGAACACCCAGGACCCUGUAAUUAGGGUGAAGAUGUUAGCUAAGAUCAAUGAUAAAUUGAACAAACUUGGGCUUGGCGAUGCUAUCAAAAUACGGUGGCUCACAAGGCGGGAAAAACAGAGGAAAAACAGUGACAAUAACACUUGCACUUUGGAUACUCCCUCCAAGGAUCCCCCACCGGACAAGCGAAUCUUCACCACAACACACACUCCCAGCUGUGUGUUCCAGGAUGUGGACGAGAGGCCGUUUCCCAUUACUAUUAUACCUGGCCCAGAUUUGAAUGGCAAACACCUGGGGGGUCCUGCUUACAACCUGCAAUUCCCCAAGAUCGACCAUUCCAUGGCUCGGCUAGCCCCAGAAGAUUGA